Leptomonas pyrrhocoris is the source of this 3405-nucleotide messenger RNA. Its product is annotated as putative DNA-directed RNA polymerase polypeptide. Gene Ontology annotation, cellular component: RNA polymerase III complex. Gene Ontology annotation, biological process: DNA-templated transcription. Lineage: Eukaryota; Euglenozoa; Kinetoplastea; Trypanosomatida; Trypanosomatidae. The record is from RefSeq and is a predicted model, not a curated record. The transcript has a single exon. Bases 1 to 3405 code for a protein of 1134 amino acids. Gene Ontology annotation, molecular function: DNA binding; DNA-directed RNA polymerase activity; ribonucleoside binding.
AUGCAUGCAAAAGGGGUCAUUGCAAAUAUGACAGAUUUUGGUCUUGAGUACCAGCAGAAAAAGCUGGAGAUGCUGCCGGCGCUGAUGGGCAUGCGCGGGAUCCUCAACCACCACAUCGCGUCCUUCGAUCACCUCAUCGAGGUAGAGCUGCAGCGUAUUCUGCUCAAUGACUCCAAUGUGGAGAUAAAAAGCUCCGUCGAUCCCGAUUUCGUUAUCCGCUACCAAAACAUUCGCGUUUGUCGCCCGCAAGAAAUCGUCGGCAAGGGUCACGUGCCAAAGCCGGUGACACCGCAGGAGUGCCGCACCCGCGACAUGACGUACCGCGGUGACAUGAUCGUGGACGUGCUCUACACCAGCCGCGACCGCUCUCGUGCGAUGCUUGUGGAGAAGGAUGUGAAGAUCGGCACCAUCCCGAUAAUGCUGAAGUCGAAGUGCUGCAACCUGUAUCGCAAGACGCGCGAAGAGCUGGUGAACAUGCGGGAGUGUCCGCUGGACCCCGGUGGCUAUUUUAUUAUCAAAGGCGUAGAGAAGGUGUGUCUGGUGCAGGAGCAGCAGAGCAAGAACCGCGUCAUCAUCGAGGCAGACGAGCACGGAAACAUUUCGGCUCACGUGCAGAGUAAGACGCACUACUCGAUCUCCAAGUGCGCUGUCACCUUCAAAAAGGGCAGCAUUGUGCUGACGCACCGCUCCUUUACCGAGGACAUCCCAAUUAUUGUGGUGCUCAAGGCGAUGGGCCUGGAGAACGACCAACACAUCACCCAGUGCAUCGGCACGUCGCCUGCGUUUCAAAAGAUUUUGUUUCCCUGCUUUGAGGAGGCCCGCCUGCUCAACGUGGUGACGCAGAAUGACGCGCUGCAGUACAUCGGCGAGAAGCGGAAAGAGACGGUCUGGGAGAUGGAGGAGACCCAGCAGAGACAAAUUCACAAGUCCAAGGCGGACAAGGCAGCGGAGUUUUUAGCCAACGUGCUGCUUUGCCACAUUCGGGAGGCGCAGGUGCAGAAGGACUGGAACUUCCGGCACAAGGCAUUCUACGUCUGCUUCAUGGUCCGCGGCAUGAUUGAGGCGAGCUUCGACUCCUCCCUCCUCGACGAGCGCGACUUCUACGGCAACAAGCGCUUUGAGACCACCGGGACGCUCAUGGCCCUCCUGUUUGAGGACUUACUGAAGCAGUUCAACCGCGUUGUGAAAAGCGCGAUGGAUCAGCAGCUGUCCAAGAAGGACUCGACGCGUCCUUUAAAUCUGAAGCAGCUCAUGGAGAGUAAAAUGGAGGUCAUACAGAACGGCAUGCGGAUGGCCAUCAGCAGCGGGCGGUGGGAUUUGAAGCGGUUCAACAUGAAUCGCCAGGGCAUCACGCAGGUUCUGUCGCGUCUUUCCUACAUUGCCUGCCUCGGCAUGAUGACGCGUCUUGCGUCCUCUUUCGAGAAGACGCGCAAGAUUAGUGGGCCGCGCUCACUGCAGCCGAGCCAGUGGGGAAUGGUUUGCCCCUGCGAUACCCCGGAGGGCGAAAGCUGCGGGCUUGUCAAGAACUUCGCCACCUUAAGCCAGGUGACCCUCGACCUGAACGACGACUACGUCCGUGCCGCCGCGCACUCCCUCGGUGUGGAGGAGAUCGACACGGUCACGCCGACGGACUUCCUGCACUACUUCAGCGUCUUCUUGAAUGGCACCCUCAUCGGCAUUCACCGCUACCCCAACCGCCUCUGCGCCGGCAUCCGCGCGCUCCGCCGCUCCGGCCGCCUGCACCCGCACGUGUCCAUCUCCACGCAGCCGCGGCAGCGCACCGUGCAGAUCGGCAGCGAUGGCGGCCGCAUUGUCCGCCUCCUCAUCACCGUGCGAGGCGGCAAGCCGGCGGUGACGUCUCGCCACCUCGACCGCCUGCGCGACCGCCUCUGCACCUUAAACGAUUUCUUGGCGGACGGUCUCAUUGAGUACGUCGAUGUAAACGAGUCGAAUGACUGCCUCAUUGCCAUCUACCCGGCCGACAUCGGACCUUACACGACGCAUCUCGAGGUGGAGCCGCUGUCGCUGCUGGGCGUGGUGGCGGGCAUCAUUCCCUACCCGCACCACAACCAAGCGGCUCGUAACACCUUCCAGUCCGCCAUGGGUAAGCAGGCACUCGGUACGGUGGCGCUAAACCAGUAUAUUCGCGCAGACACGGUGUUGCUGCUCGGUGCCUACCCGCAGCGGCCGCUGUGCCGCACCAAAGCAAUGUCGUUGACGAAUUACGAAAAGCUGGGUGCCGGUAUCAACGCGAUGGUGUGCGUCAUGAGCUACAGCGGCUACGAUAUUGAGGAUGCGCAGGUGUACAACAAGUCUUCGCUAGAUCGCGGCUACGGCCGGUGCGUAGUGCUGCGCAAACACGAGGUGGAUCUCGAGAAGUUUGCCGGGGGCGAGUUCGACGUUGUGCUGCCGCCGGAGAAAAACAACGGCAGCGGUAAGUUUAAAGCCUUGAACCCGGACGGAGUAGCGAGCAAGGGUGCCAUUGUGCGUCAGUACGAUGUGCUCGUGAACAAGUUCACGCCCGUCGCAGGCGGUGACCCGAGGCCGGUGCCGCUCCUUUACAAGUACCCCCAGCCGGCGGUGGUCGACCACGUUGUCGUCUCCCCUCCCGGCGACUACGACCGCUCGCUAGAUGUGGACCAGAAGAUAAAGGUGGUCACGCGGGAGGUGCGCCCGCCAGAGCCGGGAGACAAGUUUUCGUCCCGCCACGGCCAGAAGGGCGUCGUCGGUCUCAUCGCCAACGGCGUCGACAUGCCGUUCAACGAGCGGGGAAUGAGUCCGGACAUGAUCAUGAACCCGCACGGCUUCCCCAGUCGAAUGACGGUGGGCAAGUUGAUGGAGCUGGUCUGCUCAAAGGUGGCGGCUCUCCGGGGCUCCAUGGGCGACGGAACGGCCUUUGCAGGCGACUCAGCCGACGUCAUCAGCAAACAGCUGCUCUCCUUUGGCUACAACUAUCACGGCAAGGAUGUCUUCUACUCUGGCAUCACCGGCGAGCUCAUGCAGGGCUACGUCUUCUUUGGGCCUAUCUACUAUCAGCGUCUGAAACACAUGGUGACGGACAAGAUGCACGCUCGAUCCACCGGGCCACGCUCGAUGCUGACGCGGCAGCCGACGGAGGGUCGCUCGCGCAGUGGCGGCCUGCGCGUCGGCGAGAUGGAGCGUGACUGUAUGGUGGGCUACGGGGCGUCGAACUUGCUGAACGAGCGGCUUCUGAUUAGCUCCGACAUGUUUGCCGCGGAUAUCUGCAACGUCUGCGGCAACCUCGGGUACAACAACCGGUGUACCUACUGCAAGGCGAAAGGAACUACUUCAAAGGUCAACAUGCCGUAUGCGUUUAAGCUGCUGAUUCAGGAACUACAGGGCAUGGGCAUCAGCUUACGCCUUUCUAUGGACUCGCCCGCGUAG